AUGAAUGGCCUGCUAGAGUUGCCAGUGGAACUCCUCCAGCUUGUGGUGAAAAGCUGCUCGACACCCAGCUAUCUUCAAGUCAUCCGCACAUGUCGAACACUCUAUGUAAUCGGUACUACAUGCCGCGAAGUGGUUCGCCACCAGCUUUUGCAGAUGCCAGGCCUUCAAGUUACAGAGUCGGGUGCUCCAUUGGAUGAUUCGCUGUCCACGCCUGUUCUGUAUAGAGAACUUCGAAAGAGGGCUGCUGCCCACCUGUACGGAGCACAUUUCCACUCCGAUGCCACACUAUACACUAUUGACGAGGGAGUAAUUGAUACCAAGUCGUCUUCUCUCUUCUCAGACUCUUACCAGAUGCCUCGUAGCCACGCUCAACCGACAAUGGCGCUGGUUCCCAGGGGUCAAGCUUCGGUCUACCUCUAUCAUGUGGGGAACCUGGGCCCUGGAAAUGAUGCAGCUGCAGGAUCAAUGUCGUUUUUGGAUAAACUUGAACCCUUAAGUGAUUUUCCAGGGGAAAUUGAGAUUCUACGUGUCAUCGGUAGCCGCUCAUAUCCCGAUAUAAUAUCCGUUCUACAGCGUUACGAACCACCCGUGCAGUCUACCAGCUUGCCCUCUCUACAUCCGUUUGUGGGGGACGCAAUGAUGCCGUAUUAUUCUGCUCGUAUCCGGCUCAUUCAUUACUUCUAUGCUUCCUCGGAGAAACGCUGGAAACCGGAGGUGUUUACUGUUUUUCCGGGCGAGUUGGAAGACAACUUCCUUCCGCUCUCGGUCGACGUCGUAGAUCAGGAAUUUGUUGUUGUGUCAUGGCAGCAUAAGGAAUCACCGCAGGUUUCCAAAGUGUGUUUACACAAAUAUAACCAGGCAGAUGUCGUUGUUAGGAAAGACAACUGCUCUUAUGUGGAGUAUACCUCGACUGAGCUAGUUGACGGACAAGAAACCACACGACGGCGGCAUUUCCCAGCGGCGGACAUACCUCCACCAGACCCCAUUGUGCAAGUCCGCUUUAACGAUCAUUAUCAGCAAGUUCUUUAUUGGCAUUCGUCCUCUAUCAUAUACGAUCAGUUUCAACGCAUCGUUAAUUCUUCCCAUAACCCUAACCUUCACCGCUCCCGGAUCCUAGACAAUAUCUGUUACGCUCAGCUACCGGAACAUGAUCGAACAUCGCCGCCUGUACUUUCACGGUUCCAGGUCGGGAUUCCAUUUUACGGGCAUCAUUCGUCUGACAUUGGGAACGGGGUUUGCAACUGGUAUUAUGCAUCAGUAGGCUUGACCCGCCUGCCUCCAAAUGGUCGGGUUGGUGCAUAUAUUCUGCGGUCCAUGGCACGGUGCAGGUUCGAUAGAUGUGGCCACAUCAUUAACCUGGAUCGCGGCAGACGUAUUGAGGGCUGGACUGUCGUCGCUAAGCUGUGGGGGUUUAAGACCAACGAGUCAAACUUGACCGGGCUAGUCACUACGUCGCCUGGGGGUACUCGGCUUGCAAUCGCAAACUGGAAAUCCUUGUACAUCUGGCCAUUGAAUCCGCAGGAGGUACUCAUGCGGAACAAGAACGGAUACUAUCCUCCUUCUAUGUACUAUCCUGGUGAUCCUGGCGCCUAUUCAAAGGUAAACAACCAUCCGAUGUCCAGCGCAGGAGCUGAGUAUGAAAGAACCGAGGAUGGGUGGAGAGACGUUGUUGAAUUGAAGCCUCUCAUACUAAGCUUAGAUGCUGUUUGUUUUGGGCUGAAGUUUACCGGCGGUGAGAAUGAGCUUACCUUGUUGACCGACAAGGGUUUGAUGGUCUGGCAGCUCAACUCAGAUGGAUCCGCGCGGAGGCUGGACGGUGUGAUAAAGCUGGAGGAGGAUGCUGCCGCCGCCGAGCUGAGAAGGCCACUCAUCCAACCGAAUGGAAGUGGAGAUACUGAUGAAGAGGAUGAUGAAGAGGAUGAUGAAGAGGAUGAUGAAGAGGAUGAUGAAGAGGAUGAUGAAGAUGAAGAUGAAGAUGAAGAUGAAGAUGAUGACGAAGACGAAGACGAGGAAGAUGAAGAUGACGGGGAAGGUAUGGAUUUGGAUGAGUGA
Messenger RNA from Microsporum canis CBS 113480, 2052 nucleotides. Its product is annotated as F-box domain-containing protein. Lineage: Eukaryota; Fungi; Ascomycota; Eurotiomycetes; Onygenales; Arthrodermataceae. The record is from RefSeq and is a predicted model, not a curated record. The transcript is spliced from 2 exons. The coding region runs from base 1 to 2052 and encodes 683 amino acids.